AGUCGCCAAAGUAAGGUAAAAAUUUUUUCGUUUUUUUUUUUUUUUUAAUUUAUUUUAUUUUUGCAGACCCAAUGCACUUUUAUCUAGGCAUAUGUAUAUUACCGGACAUCUGAGUUUAAUGACAAUUGACUUGUUUUGUCAGCAUGGAAAAAUACUAGGGAAUGCAUUUAUAUUGACGUCUGUAUCAUUUAUAUUAAACCAUGUAUUGAUAUUUUAAAAUGGAAUAAUCGCACUAAAAAAACGCAUAUGUAUAUUACAGGAUAUCUGAGUUUUAAUGACAAUAAAGCAGAUUGAACUUGCAAACCCCAUCGGUUUUAUAUCUCCACUUUGAAUGGCUGGGCAUUUUUGAUAACAUUUGAAACACAAUGUACACAGGACUAAUUAAGUUAAUUACAUUUUUACUGCCUCUUGCCUUUUCAUGACGUUUGCAAUUAUUCUGACUGGUUGUUAUUGCACUUUGUGAUAGAUUGUGGUGACAGGGUUGCCGAGUUAUGGCAAGCAUCAGGAAUAGCCAGUGGCAUAAUGCUAAUAAUAGUAAGGAAGGCAAUAUGUAUGUGUUAUGUAAGUCAUGGUACAAUAUAUGUUUCGACAUUUUUCGUUACUUAUUUUUAAAAGUAAUAAACUAUGCAUAAAACAUGCUGUACUUUCGCUACAAUUUACAGGAUGAAAGCGUUGUGUAGGGUUUGGAGAUUUAGCUGCACGUUCUAACAAGUUUUUAAAUAUUACUUACAAUUUAAAGUUAAAACAAGCGCCCGUAAUGUUUUGCAAAUGUAACCCCAUGGAUCGGUGCCAACAUUACCACCGCCCCUUACUAUAUAGACUAGUAUGCUUAUUGUUUGUUGUGCAGUGUACAGAAGAGAAGUGACCAGAAGAGACAUACUCGACGUUCACUGUUUUGUUUCACCUCUCGGCAAAUUAUGAAAUGUCCUUCAGUGAUUCAUAAGACUCAUUCCUGAGUGUUGCUAACAGAAAAGGGAGAUGUCUGCGAACAGCCACAUUUCCAAUACAACUUCUCGUCAAGCAGUUUCACGUCCGGAUUACGUUUGGGAAUAUGAGUAUUAUGACUACGAACCUGUGUCUUUUGAAGGACUGAAAGCCCACAGAUAUUCCAUUGUGAUUGGAUUUUGGGUUGGCCUGGCGGUCUUUGUCAUUUUUAUGUUUUUCAUAUUGACUUUGCUGACGAAGACAGGAGCACCACAUCAAGAAAACCCAGAGCAUUCAGAAAAGCACCAUCAUAUGAAUAGCUUUGCAGUGGAUUUCCGUCGCUCCCAGGAGUCAGACAAAGUCCUCUCUCAUCGGGUAGUGGAGGAGUCCCGCUCACUGUUCCACUGUUACAUCAAUGAGGUGGAGCAUUUGGGCAGAGCCAGACUGGACAGCAAGGCUUCAGGUCUGAAACACAGCAGCCUUCACACCCGAGAAACCUUGGGUGACAACGAACUUGAGGAGGAAAUGAACAACCUUGCAAAGUUCAACAUCCCUAACUUUGUCAGUUCAGAGCAGAGUUCCAUGCUUGGUGAUGAUGACUUACUGCUCAGUGAGCAACCAAUCAUUUUGAACAAUGAUGCAGAUGAUUCAUCUGCAUCAAACCCUGAAACAUCCUCACAAAAUCCUCAGCUGAGAAGCCAGACCCCACACGAAUUAUUUUAAAGAAGCUGAUUUUGCUGUGUAUCCUCUUGACCACCACCAACCCAUAUCGUGUGUUGCAUGUGCAUAUGUUGAAAUAUGUGUUUCAUAUAGCACUGCCCUUGCAUACAUGCACAAAAGUGACACUUUAAUGUGAGAGUAUGGUCAAAUCUGUGACGAACAUGCAUUUCACAUACAGCGUAUGCAACGUAUAUUGGUUUCCACAUGAGCAAACAAUUAAUUGAGAUGCUGGCUAUUUUUGUGUAUGAGUAAGCUUUAUUUAAUUUUAACUUUUGUACAGUAAAGGAAUCUCAUUUUUCAAUUACCACAACUUUAAAACAGUAAUCAUUGUGCUACAUGGCACAUGUUUGGAAAUAAUAAUACAAAAUCAUGUCUCUAUAAGUACAAGUUAUACAAAAGACUACACUAGUCAUCCCUCCCUUGCAUUUCUUCUGCUCUUAUUUUUUAUUAUUAUUAUUUAUUUAUUUAUUAGCAGGCACCCUUAUCCAGGGUGACUUACCAUUGUUACAAAAUAUUUAGUACAAAGAUAAGAGCAGAUAUAAGGUGCAGUGAAAUCAGUAGAAAAUAAGAUCAAAUUCAAAUAGGAGCAAAAUAAAAAAUACAGUAAAUAAUUACAUUUAAGAGCGAGUUCAACGAAAAGCAGAUAACUUAUAGUAAAAAUAUUUGCUUACACGAGUAAAGUCCAGUAAGAGAAUGUAGUAAGUACGGUAAGUGGAUGAGAAUGAGUUCAAAUAAGAGCAAUUACAAAAAAUGUGAAUGCAGACACCUAUACAGGAAGUAGUUAUAAUUAAGAGCAGUGGUAGAAUAUGGCACACAUCUUAUCCUCCCCACUAACACUACCAGGUGUCAGUUCUUGUUACUGGUGGCUUUUGCAUUAAUCAAAAUGUCCCAAUCAUCUCACAACUUGGUUGGAUGCCCCAAUGUUUUGGAUGGGGGCUGGCCCAAAUGGGAACUCCUAGCCCAGGCUAUAGUACUCAUCAGUCUCAUGCUUCAAAAUGUCAAAAAGGUUUUGGCCAACAAUCUUUCUAAACCUGUUUUUGUUCAAUAAAACAUUUAAACUAAUUUUCUUGUCAUGUUGUGCUUUUUGAAGUAUUUGUGGAGUAAAUGCUCUUAUUGUUUACAGCACUACUUUUAAAAUAAUUGACUUUUAUGCCGAUGUUGAAUCUGGAAAGGAUUAUUCGUGAAACAUGGUUUUGUAAGUGAUAUAAAACAGGGACCUGUGUUUUGUUUAAUUAUGCAAUCUAGAACAAUCAGUCUCCAAGGCUUGUGUUGGCAGAAGCUGUGUAAAAUGUCUCCAACAAAAGGCAGAAUGUGUCUUGUAUGAUAUUGUCAAGAUUCACACGUACUCUUUUUUUAUUGAUAUAUGCUCUUAAACUCAGGGGAGACGUUCAAAGGAGGAUAUAAAUAUGUUUCAGACUCCUGUAAGUGGAUUGUUCAUAAACUGGUCUUGCAACCUAUCCAGAUCACUUUUUAAUAAUCAAGAAAAACACUUCACGCUGACUGGGACCUGAGAUAAGAG
Molecule: messenger RNA, 3163 nt
Organism: Polyodon spathula (Mississippi paddlefish)
Lineage: Eukaryota; Metazoa; Chordata; Actinopteri; Acipenseriformes; Polyodontidae
Product: melanocortin-2 receptor accessory protein 2-like
Exons: 4
Coding region: 979-1647 (222 amino acids)
Biological process (GO): regulation of adenylate cyclase-activating G protein-coupled receptor signaling pathway; protein localization to plasma membrane
Cellular component (GO): plasma membrane; endoplasmic reticulum
Molecular function (GO): type 5 melanocortin receptor binding; type 4 melanocortin receptor binding; type 3 melanocortin receptor binding
Source: RefSeq, a predicted model, not a curated record